Lithohypha guttulata is the source of this 687-nucleotide messenger RNA. It is a transcript of the gene FMP32, whose product is annotated as Protein fmp32, mitochondrial. The record is from RefSeq and is a predicted model, not a curated record. Gene Ontology annotation, biological process: mitochondrial respiratory chain complex IV assembly. The transcript is spliced from 2 exons. Gene Ontology annotation, cellular component: mitochondrion. NCBI's taxonomy places the organism in Eukaryota, Fungi, Ascomycota, Eurotiomycetes, Chaetothyriales, Trichomeriaceae. The coding region runs from base 1 to 687 and encodes 228 amino acids.
AUGGCACGUCACGCCUUCGUUACAAGUAACAAUACCUGCUCGGGACCUGUAACCAGUUCUGGCGCACCACUUCGACACAACGGCACUUAUGCGACAACGUUCCAGAUUGCCAAGCGGACGUUUGCGACAACACGAGCAAACCAGAAAUCCCACCAUUUCGAUACUCUCAAGUUUGUCCAAAGACUAAAAGACGAGGGCUUCAACGAGACUCAGGCUGUCGCUAUGAUGCGUGUCCUGAACAGUGUUAUCGAAGAGUCCAUCCAGAAUCUCACAAGAACCAUGGUCCUGAAAGAAGACGCCGAACGAUCCACAUAUACGCAAAAAGUCGAUUUCGCUAAAUUAAGGAGCGAACUCGCCAACGCCGACAGCUCAGAGAUCCAACUCACAAGAAGCAGUCACGAAAGAUUAUCCUCGGAUCUGGCCAAACUCAGCGCAAGAUUAAGAGACGAGAUUGGUCGUACUCAGGCUAGUGUGCGUCUAGACCUGAACCUGGAAAAGGGAAGGAUAAGGGACGAAGCGAACAGCCAAGAUAUGCGGAUCAAAGAGACGGAAGCGAGAAUUGAGCAGGAAGUCGCUAGCCUAAGAGAAAGAGUCGAGGCUGUCAAGUUCUCGACUUUACAGUGGCUGAUGGGUGUCUGCACGGGUACAGCUGCUCUUAUCCUCGGUGCUUGGAGAUUACUUAUGUGA